Amoebophrya sp. A120 is the source of this 1448-nucleotide messenger RNA. The record is from the annotation of a GenBank genome assembly. Lineage: Eukaryota; Dinophyceae; Syndiniales; Amoebophryaceae.
GUUAUACGCAAUGAUGAAUGUGAUGAAACAUGAAUAAAGUUAGAGUCAGGAAACCAAGCAGAUUUGUAGUUAUUCCUCGCUUGCGACUCUUCUAUCCGCAUCCGCGGAUAAUCAUGGGUGGCCUGUUUAGUGCCGAGAAGAAAUGGUCGGCAGGGGCGGCUUCGGGAAAAAUCCAUCCGGAGAACAUCACAGCAGGAGCCAAUAUUACCGAUGGGCCGAAACUGGCGUCAGGGUCGGGGGGUGGAAUUGGUACUGGAACGUUGAGUUUCGUUCCUUCGUUUUUCUACCACCGCAACCGGCCAACGAUUUAUGCAAUUCUCCCGCUGAUUUACCUCUCCGUCGCGGUGUGCCUGGAUCGCUUGUUCGCGUGGAAGGUGUUUCGCAAGGACAACUAUCCCCGGUUGACCAGGCUGAUCUCGCGAAAAAUUUCCCCCUCUUUUCCCUUCAGCUGGGUCUCCUUUUUCGCACACUACUUCAAUCCGUGGCAGAGCGUGGACGAAACCGUGGUGCUUGGGUGCAGCCCGAUGCUGUACGGUAGUCUUCCCUCCGUGUUAUUACUAGGAGGGGCGUUAAGUCUACGGAAUUCCGAGUCAGGCGAGGUUUUCUUCCUGAAAAAGCUCAUGGCGCAGGAGAAAAUUUCGGGUAUGAUAAACAUGCAGGACGAGUGGACGUUGCGGAAAGAGGUUGCGAAGCAAGUGGAUUUGGAUUUGGAACAAAAUAUCCUUCACCUUCCCACGUUCGACCACCACGAGCCGGCCUUGCCAGACCUCUACUCCGGCGUGAAGAUGCUGGUGGAGUAUACCGCAGAAAAAAAGCGCGUCUACGUGCACUGUAAGGGCGGGAAGGGGCGCAGCGGAGCUGUGGUGUUCUGCUACCUUGUGUGGAAGCAGCGAAGAGCCCUGGCCGCCAUGCCGGAGCCUGCGCGAACGGCGGAGCUGCAGAAAAUGAAUGUGGAGUUGGGUAGGAAGAAAAAAGUCCGUUCCGGGCUUUGGAGACAGAGAAACGUACAGGCUUUCACGAAGUGGGCAUGUAGCAACACGACUAGUAGCGCUAAAUUUUCAUCACUCCCAGAUAUGCCACAACAAUGGAUAACGAUGUCGAUGUGAAGAUUUUUGUGAAAAUAUUGAUAUGACGCUAACUACCCUAACGCAUCAUGAAGGAAGACGAAACUGAAGAAGGCACGUCGCCGCGUUGAUAUUUUUUUUCUUCAGACACAGACGCGGUAUAAGAAAUUUCAAUUUGUUGAAGAAGCGACGAGGUUUCAACAUACCGGAAUUACCUGGGUUCCGUGUUGUCCUCGUGCGCUGCUGGUUCGUAGACGGUAGGUCCGUCCUCCUUUUUGCAUCUGUCUAUUCGCGUCUGCUUCGCGAAUGCUUUCCCCAGCAGCCGUGUCAAAGCUCGCGCACCAGCUGGAGCGCUGCCGCUGGCCACUUCUAUCGUUAUGAUCU